CACGCACGCACGCACGCACGCACCAUUUCGUCCUCUGUCUUCCCCACACCUUCUUGCAGACGUUCUGAGCCCUUCCGCCAUAGCCCAGAUGUCGACCGGGAGUUCGGGAUCGCCCAAGCUGGACGGUCGCUCGCAAGAUGGUAUCCCUGAUAUCCGCCAGCUUUUGGGCCGAUCGUCAGAUGGGCGCCAGGUUCGAGCAGACCAAAGCCUCUCCACAGCUCCGCCCUCAGAACCCGGCCCGAGCGCCUUGCCGGUUGAGGAGGAGCAGCCGAGCUUGGUUUCCUUCCUCUCGGCCCGCAAGCAUGACAUUCGACGGGGGCAAAUGUCCAAUCAGAACAGGCAGGUCCGGUCGAAUCUCUCCGAGUCCUCCCUGGCUGGUAUGCAGCCGGCUGCCCCGGGUGCUGCGGCGGUUUCCGCCGGGCCGAUUGCCGCGGUUGCCUCUGCUGUGCCAGCUGCGUCGGCAGCACCGGCCACUUCGACCCCGGCACCGAGUGCGCCAAGCAUCUCCGCCCCUUCGGAGCCGCCAGCCCACGCCGAGCGCCCAAUCGGCCCAUCUCCCCUGGAAGCACAACUUCGCUCGGUGCUGCUGACGAAUUCGUGGGCCAGCAACACAGCCGCCCCUUCGGCGGGAGGCACACCGCCGCUGCCCUCAUUGCCGCCCCUGCCGCCACUGUCUCAGGGAGGGGUCCCACGCGCAGCACCGGCUGCCGGAUUGCAUCCCACACAAUCGGGCGAGCCCGAGUCCCUGGCCGAUGUGGUUUCCAUGGAUGCGGUCGCCCCCUCGGGAAGCCCUUCACGUCGACCGGCUGGUCAUGUUGAUCCACCGGGGCCCACCAAGCGCGCGGUUCCGGCCGCCAAUCCGGCCGCCCCGAGCACGCGCUUCCCCACCCUCCCCGCGCACUUGGACACGGUGAAUAUCCCGGCGCGCGCGUCCCCCUUGUCGGCGGAUCCCUUCUAUGCGAACAUCAAGCCCCGGGUUUAUCCCUCGGGCAGUGGCGCGAGCGCGCCGGCUCCCCCGACUCCGGCCCCACAUCCGGCCACCUACAACUCCCUGCCCUCCUCCGGGGCGGCUGGCCUGGUGACACUGUCGCCAGCCCGCCCGGGUGUCCAGCUGACCCGCUCGGCGUCGCCGCACACGCCGCUCAUCGCCCCGCCGGCUGGCGCUGCUCGCGGAAUAACGGGAGCUCCCGCGCCAGCCGCCGAUGCCGCCAUUCUCGGGUCUCUCAUUGCCCACUGGGACAGCGAAGCACGGGAGGCCGUGUCGAAUGUCAUCCCCACAUAUCAGAAGAACCUCCUGGAUACGAUGCUGGUGUUUGAGGCCCGUGUUCACUCGGAUCGGGCGCUCUUCCGAUCGCUGCUCCUGUCAACCACGGCGCCGGAGGCCGACACGCCCGAGUCCGGGGACGGGCUACUUGGGGCAGUCAAUUUGGCCGUCGAGCGUCUUUCCUCCCUCCUGUCGCGUGUGGAGGUGGAGCACCUCCGGAUUUCCUCAACCGCCGCGGACUUGGUGAGCAAAAUGUCCCUGGCACAGGACCUCCUUCCGGAAACCGGCACCGGGUACCAUGAGUCCUCCUUCAAUGGGGGAGCCAGUGCUGGGGCUCAUGUGUCUUCCCUGGCGAGGCUGGCUCGCGUGGAUGCCCUGCUCGACGAGGCGGACAACGAGCAGGACCGCUCGUCCCGUGCCUUCCGCGACCAUGGGUGGCUUUUCCUUUCCUGGAUUCUCCGUGCCCUGGCAUAUGGCAUCUGGGCCACCGAGAGGACCAUCUUCUAUGCGGUGCGGGCGAUGCGCCCGACGCCGGGGGGGGCCUCAACAACCGCACGGACAUCGGGGGCCUCAGCGGGGUUCGGCUCGGCCGGGCCUCAGCCGACUUCGCUGCUCAGUGAAUUCCUCACAUCGCCGUCCACUCCCGUGACGUCGGGAACAGCAGGGCUGGCCGAUGGGCUGGGUUUCGUGUCGCCUCGGUCCUUCGGGUAUGAUCUGCCGGCUGAUCCGGCCGGGCCGGGGGAGUCCCCGGCCUCCUCUUCGCCCGAGGCCACCCCCGAGAAGGGAUCACGGCAUUCGCGCGCGGCCACGCCCCUGCCGGCCGGGGAGUCGCCGUUUGAUUUGCUCCCGGAGCCGGCAUCUCUUGGACUGGCGCAGGGCGAUGGCAGCCAUGUGUCCCUGGGGGGGGGCGUCCGCUCGGCCGGUGGGUCGCCCUCGCCCGCGGGCCCAACAACCCCGACGCCGGUUGGCGCCGCUGGGCGGAUUCUCAAUCGCCGGCGUCGGCUGUCCUCGGUGUCGAUGGCGUCGCGCUCGUCGCUCGACUCGCCGGAUACCAUGUCGCCGCUGCACGCCCGCCUGGCCUCGGAGGAGGAGGAGGAUGCACAGCUGAACCCCACCGGCAUGUCUUCCCUCUCGCGGUCAUACUCGCUGUAUGCAUCACCGUUGUUCGGGGGCACCAGUCCGGCGGCUGGCAGUCCCGCCGGCAGCGGAUACUCCCCCAUGAUGCAUGGACAGGGCUCGCACCUGGCCGGGGCAUUUUCCUCCUCGCUGUCGGUUUUGUCACCGUCGACGGUGGGCGGCACGCGAUCCGGAUCGCCGGCUGGCGUGGAGUACCUUUCGCCGCUCGGGAGCAGCCGGGCGGCGGCCCUUCACAGUUCAUACAUGCGACGGGCAUCGUCUUUGUCCACCGGCCUGUCGACCCUGCUAAGUGGAUCUUCACCAGGGCUCGAGGCGGCAGUGGCCGGGAUCUCGGGCCCGAGCGGCCUGUCCCCGGUGUCCAUGGGUGGCAGCGGCACGCACAGCCCCUCGGUCGGUGCCUUUGCUUUGGGAGGCGCCGCGGGAAGCCCGAGCCUCGGGUCGGGUGGGUCGUCCUCCGAAUCAACGCCUCUGCUGGAGGGGGUGCUCCUACGUCGCCAAACGGCCCAGGCACGGCAGUCGUCGUCCCUGCGGUCUCCGCUGACACUGGUCAGCGAGUAUGACGGCGGGGAUGUCGACUCGGACUAGGGGGCAGCCGAUCUGCCCUCUCCCGAUGCUCUGAUACCGGCAGGAAAUGCCACGUCAAGCGGGGGGAGAGGGGGGAAAAAAAAGCCUUGUCAGGAUUGUA
Messenger RNA from Fonticula alba, 3086 nucleotides. RefSeq lists its product as hypothetical. The transcript has 5 exons. The coding region runs from base 89 to 2986 and encodes 965 amino acids. The record is from RefSeq and is a predicted model, not a curated record. NCBI's taxonomy places the organism in Eukaryota, Rotosphaerida, Fonticulaceae.